AUGAAUGCCGGCGUCUCGAGUGUGAAGAACAAGUUCAGCAAACUCUCUACGAAGGGUGACAAGGAUGGUCUUCAGCCAAAGACACCCACCAGAAGCGACGACGAGUACCAACCCAAAGACUUCGCAGACUCUGAGGAAGAGCAGGGCGCCGCCAAAAACCUGGGAAGUCGUUGA
This is a messenger RNA of Anthostomella pinea, 174 nucleotides long. The record is from the annotation of a GenBank genome assembly. Lineage: Eukaryota; Fungi; Ascomycota; Sordariomycetes; Xylariales; Xylariaceae.